Pseudomassariella vexata is the source of this 1185-nucleotide messenger RNA. Its product is annotated as methanesulfonate monooxygenase. The coding region runs from base 1 to 1185 and encodes 394 amino acids. The record is from RefSeq and is a predicted model, not a curated record. Lineage: Eukaryota; Fungi; Ascomycota; Sordariomycetes; Amphisphaeriales; Pseudomassariaceae. The transcript has 3 exons. Gene Ontology annotation, biological process: alkanesulfonate catabolic process. Gene Ontology annotation, molecular function: alkanesulfonate monooxygenase activity.
AUGGCUGAGAAAAUAGUCCCCCACGAGUUGAACACCGACCCCGACCGUCUGCUCUUCGCGUACUGGGUCCCCAACGUCUCAGGCGGCCUAGUAAUCAGCAAAAUCCCCCAACGAACCAACUGGGACCUAGCGAGCAACAUCCGCUAUGCCCUUGCCGCCGAACAAGCCGGCUUCGAGUACGCCCUCACCCAAAUCCGCUUCAUGGCCUCCUACGGAGCCUCCCACCAACACGAAUCCGUCUCCUUCUCGCAAGCCAUCCUCUCGGGAACCUCGAAACUCAAGCUCAUCGCCGCCUUGCUCCCGGGGCUCUGGAGCCCCACCGUAGCAGCGAAGCAAAUCGCCAGCAUCGACCACUACAGCAACGGACGCAUCGCGGUGAAUGUCGUGAGCGGCUGGUUCAAGGGCGAGUUCACGGCCGUCGGGGAGUGGUGGCUUGAGCAUGGGGAGAGGUAUCGGAGGAGUAAUGAGUUUAUUCGGUGCUUGAGGGGGAUUUGGACGGCGGAUGAGGAGACGGGGUUUACGUUUUCGGGGGACUUUUAUCGGUUUAGGGAUUAUCGGCUUAGUCCGAAGCCGGUGCAGACACCGCAUCCGGAGAUUUUCCAAGGGGGGAAUAGCGAGGAUGCGAGGAACAAUGGGGCGGAGGUUAGCGAUUGGUACUUUAUGAACGGGAAUGACCUUGAUGGGUUUCGGGACCAGAUUGCCGAUGUCAAGGCAAGGGCUGCUAAGGUCGGGAGAGAGAAGGAUGUAAAGUUUGCCGUUAAUGGCUUUUUCAUUGUGCGGGAGACUGAGGAAGAGGCUUGGAGUGUCUUGCAUGCCAUCCAGAAGGGUGCUGAUGAGGAAGCUGUGAAUGCAUUCCGAGAUGCAGUUCAGCAGGCUGGGGCCAGUACAUCCAAUAAGACGGGCAUGUGGGCUAACAGCAAGUUCGAGGACUUGGUACAGUACAACGACGGCUUUAAGACGAAGCUGAUUGGCACGAAAGAGCAAGUUGCGGAGCGAAUUGUGUUGCUCAAGAGCUUGGGCAUUAAUCUGGUGUUGACGGCGUUCCUAAACUAUGACGAAGAGAUUGAGCAGUUUGGCAAGACUGUCCUCCCUCUUGUCAGGGAUCUUGAGAAGCAGGGCCGGGGGAAGGAUGCAGCUUAUGAAAUCGAACAAACCGGAGAUGUAUACAAAAAGAGGGAAGCUUAA